Messenger RNA from Habropoda laboriosa, 1377 nucleotides. RefSeq lists its product as uncharacterized. The record is from RefSeq and is a predicted model, not a curated record. The transcript has a single exon. NCBI's taxonomy places the organism in Eukaryota, Metazoa, Arthropoda, Insecta, Hymenoptera, Apidae. The coding region runs from base 1 to 1377 and encodes 458 amino acids.
AUGUCGCGCAUUUCGGAAACUAAGGAGGCUCAAAGUGAGUCUUAUUAUUUACCUCACCACGCCGUCUCCAAGCAAACAAGUACCACCACGAAAUUACGGGUGGUAUUCGAUGGUUCGGCAAAAACAAGCACGGGUAUAUCUUUGAAUGAUAGUCAAAAGGUAGGCCCAACAGUUCAGAGUGACCUCACGUCAAUUUUGAUUAGAUUCAGAACACACCGCUACGUUCUGUCCGCUGACAUAGCCAAAAUGUAUCGGCAGGUAUUAGUAGAUUCUCGCGAUAUACCGUUUCAGCGAAUUCUGUGGCGGACAGAUCCGCGAUCACCAAUAGAUUGCUAUGAGCUGAACACCGUCACUUACGGUACAGCGUCAACCUCGUUCUUGGCAACGCGCGUGCUCAAACAAGUGGGCUUAGAGUGCCGGUCAGAGUUCCCGCGUACUAGUAGGAUAAUCAUAAACAAUUUCUAUGUUGAUGAUUUGCUAACCGGGACAGAAACGAUUGAGAACGCGAAGGAGAUCAGGGAGGAAAUCUCUAAGAUAUUGGUAGCCUCCGGUUUUGAAUUACGCAAAUGGGCGAGCAACUGCUUGAAGAUCGCGGACGCAGAUAGUGAUAGGCAAUUUAAUAUAGACAAAGAUCCGAAAACUCUCGGUUUGAAAUGGUCGCCGGCGGAAGACCAGCUCAGCUACAACGUGCGACCAUCGGUUAAUAAACGUUACACCAAACGGACGGUAUUGUCGGAGAUUGCCGAGAUCUACGAUCCGUUAGGUUUAAUCGGACCAAUAAUAAUUCGAGCGAAAUUGAUGAUGCAAGAUCUCUGGCAAUUAAGGGUAGGUUGGGAUGAAUCCCUCCCACAGGGACUGCACACGAAAUGGACCGCCUAUCGUGAUGCGUUAGAACGAUUGCCAGAUAUCAAAAUUCCGCGAUGUGCAAAAAUUAGCGAGACAGAGAGUAUAGAUCUUCACGGGUUUGCGGACGCUUCGGAAGAGGCAUACGGGGCCUGCGUAUACCUGCGAACCCAAAACACAGCAGGGGUGCGCCAAGUCAGGCUACUGUGCUCUAAGUCGCGAGUCGCUCCUUUGAAAUCUCUAUCCCUUCCUCGCUUAGAGCUAUGUAGUGCAUUAUUGUUAGCGCGACUAGUGCAAGGGGUCAAGACAGCUUUGAAUUUGAUAUGCGAAAAUGAGUAUUAUUGGUCCGAUUCAAGAGUUGCACUCGCCUGGAUUCAGGGUCCGCCAAAUAGAUGGCAAACUUUCGUCGCGAACAGGGUGUCGGAGAUCCAGACAUUAUGCAAAGAUCACCAGUGGAGGCACGUACCCUCGGGCGACAAUCCCGCGGACAUACUCUCGCGUGGAACCAGUCCAAGCUCGCUACGGAUCAACUGA